Meloidogyne enterolobii is the source of this 402-nucleotide messenger RNA. Lineage: Eukaryota; Metazoa; Nematoda; Chromadorea; Rhabditida; Meloidogynidae. The record is from the annotation of a GenBank genome assembly.
AUGGAUGCAACUACCGCCGCUGCCGACUACUCGACAACGAGCUUGUUUGCCGCUGAAAAAGUCCUACCUACUUACCAAGCUGGAACGACCGCGGCUGUCACAUCGACGAGCUUUUUGGACGCUGGAAAAUCAUUGAGUGUUAGUCAAGCUGGAAUUACCGGGGCUGCCACUGCUCAACUGAAUACGAAGUGUUCUUCAGUCCGAAAAAUUAGCACGAAUGCACGACAACAAGAAGGCCAGGUAGCGGAGUGCCGCCCCUCACCAAAAGCUCGAAAAAGGGGAAUUAGCGAAAGCGCACUUCACCACCAUCGUCAUCGACUUGGACGCAAUCAGAUGUUUCGACGCAACAUGCCGUCAACUGUCUCUGGAAUGCGGCGUAACGUCAACACUGGUUGUGAUUAA